GGGAUUGCUUUACGUGUUGGGGACAUGAAGAUCAUGAUAAAUGUACCCAACUUAACUUGGUUUAAACCACCUGAACUGGAGAAAAAAUGGCCAGGCGGAGAAAAUCAAGAGGAAAAAGAUCAGGAUUCAAUAAUAUAAUCAAAAUGGCGCUGUACAACAUCACCGCUGACCCUGAGGAACGCACUGAUCUCAGUACCAGACUUCCAGAUGUAGUAACGACCCUAAUGAAACGAGUUGAUUUCUACAUGAAGGGCGUGGUACCAUCCCUUAAGACUGCUCCUGAUAAGAAAGCAAAACAAAUGGCUAAACGGAAUGGUUACUGGGGGCCUUGGAGAGAAUAGAAUUAAUUCGUCUUUGCGCAAUGUUUUCCCAUUUCAGACCACGUGUCAUUCUCUUGAGAUUAAGAUUCUUUGUUUGAGUUGUAUCCACAUUCAUGUGUCUUCUCAUGCGCAACUGUUAAACAAAGAAAUUUUAUUCUAGGGAAUAACACGUGGUUAUGAAAUGGGUAAACAUUACACCAUGAGACGAAUUAGGUGUAUUAGAAGAAUAGCCUGGGUAUUACAAGGGAAACACAUCUGCUGCCUGAACAGAAAUGAAAAAAAAAAA
This is a messenger RNA of Actinia tenebrosa (Australian red waratah sea anemone), 606 nucleotides long. Its product is annotated as arylsulfatase B. NCBI's taxonomy places the organism in Eukaryota, Metazoa, Cnidaria, Anthozoa, Actiniaria, Actiniidae. Gene Ontology annotation, molecular function: sulfuric ester hydrolase activity. The record is from RefSeq and is a predicted model, not a curated record.